Molecule: messenger RNA, 2434 nt
Organism: Phlebotomus argentipes
Lineage: Eukaryota; Metazoa; Arthropoda; Insecta; Diptera; Psychodidae
Gene: fat-spondin
Product: spondin-1
Exons: 6
Coding region: 60-2369 (769 amino acids)
Biological process (GO): cell adhesion
Cellular component (GO): extracellular matrix
Molecular function (GO): serine-type endopeptidase inhibitor activity
Source: RefSeq, a predicted model, not a curated record
AUUGCUCAAUUGAGAUUAUCUUGCUCAGUGGCUCACUUGUGUUCAGUGUGAACGGAGAAAUGCUCCUCAAGGGGACUCUCUUGGUGUUCUGUGUGGCCAUCCUGGCUGAGGAUGUGCUGGGGUGUCGCAAAGUGCCGCCCUUUGAGAACUACAGUCGCAGGACGAGGGGCGACAAUGGGUAUCGACUGAUCAUUGGCGGAGAGCCGAACGGAUAUGAGCCAGGGAAGAUCUAUAAUCUGUUUCUGCUCGGCUCACGAACACACACGCGUCUGCAGCAGUUCACGCACUUCAUGCUGAGUGUCCAGGCGUCGUCCACGCCCAAUCUCAACACAGCGAUCUUCUCCAUGGCCAGCCCCAAGCGAGUGGGGCGCUUCCAGCUCUUCAGUGACUCCCUGACGCGCUUCAAUGAGAAGUGCGUCAACACUGUUUCGGAGGCUGACGAUCUGCCCAAGACAGAGAUCCAAGUCAUGUGGGUGGCGCCCGCCGCGGGAUCGGGAUGUGUGGCCCUAUCAGCGAUGGUGUAUGAGAACCAGGAUGCCUGGUAUUCAGACGACGGCGGCCUCACGAAGAUCAUCUGCGAAGGAAAACCCACGAGACAAUCCAUCGCCGGCGAAUGCUGUGCCUGUGACGAUGCCAAAUACAACUUCAUCUUCGAGGGUAUCUGGUCCAAUGAGACCCACCCGAAGGACUAUCCAUUUGCCGUGUGGCUCACGCACUUUUCCGAUGUGAUUGGCGCCACGCACGAGACCAACUUCUCCUUCUGGGGCGAGAAUCACAUCGCAACGGACGGCUUUAGGAAUCUCGCUGAAUGGGGAUCUGUGCGUUCUUUGGAGGUGGAAUUGCGGGCCAAGGGAGCAAAGCUGAGGAGUCUCAUCAAGGCUGCCGGUUUGUGGUAUCCCAGUGUGAACACCAACACGUCUUCUCACUUCCGCGUGGAUAGAAAGCAUCCGAAGAUGUCCCUGGUCUCAAUGUUUGGGCCUUCGCCCGAUUGGGUGGUGGGAGUCAACGGGCUGAAUCUCUGCCAGGAAGAUUGCUCAUGGAAGGAUUCACUGGACAUUGAUCUCUUCCCCUGGGACGCUGGAACCGACAAUGGCAUCACAUAUAUGUCUCCCAAUUCAGAGACACAGCCCAGGGAGAGGAUGCACAAAAUCACCACGAUGUACCCAGAAGACCCUAGAGCGCCAUUCUAUAAUCCUACCGGGCAGGAGAUGGUGCCUCUGGCCAGGCUGUACGUGAGGAAAGAGAGAAAUAUUCCUCGUGGCUGCGAUGAGGACUUCCUCCAGGGACAGCUGGACGUCUCAGAGAAUACAGAAGAAACUUCUAGGCCAGAGUGUGAGACGACAGAAUUUUCCACCUGGACACCUUGUUCUGUAACCUGCGGAAAGGGCAUCCGGAUGAGGAAUCGACAGUAUCAGAAUGCUGACAAAGCAGCAAUGUUCCAGUGCAAUCGCCAACUAGUGUCAAAGGAAAUGUGUGUAGCCGACAUCCCAGAAUGCGAAGGAGGUCAAAGUGAUGACGAUGAAGAUGAGAAUCUCGGUGCUGCUGCUCCUUCGGUUGACGACGAUGGAGAGGGUGUUGGCGUGUGCAGGACGACGGCCUGGUCUUCCUGGUCAGAGUGUACAGCCUCCUGUGGUGUGGGCAUUUCCAUGAGAACGCGCACUUUCAUCGAUCACAAAGGCAGAAAGAAGUGUCCUCACAUCACAAUCGUUGAGAAGCAGAAGUGCAUGAUGCCCGAGUGCUCUCUUGCAGACAUUGAGAUUCCAGAUCCCAUGUGUCCAGUAACACAGUGGAGUGACUGGAGUCCUUGCAGUGCCACUUGUGGUCAAGGAGUGAAGGUCAGGACGCGAAUCUUCCUCGGAGAUCCUUCUCUGAAGCAGAAAUGUGAAUCCAGACUGCAAAUGGCGCAGAACAGGAACUGCACUGAUCGACCGGAUUGUAUUCUGGAUCCUCAGAUUGCCAGGGAAGCUUGUCUCCUGCCUCUGGACGCCGGACCUUGUCGUGGAUCCUUCACUCGCUUUGGAUAUCUCCAAGAGAAUGGUCGGUGUUCUUCCUUCACUUACGGCGGCUGUCGUGGGAAUCAGAACAACUUUGCCGUUAUUGAAGAUUGCCAGAGAUCUUGUGAGGCUCUGAAGUUGUCUUCUGUGGUAGAAACUGCUCCAACUGCAGCCACUCCGACGAUACUUGACGCAGGAGCUCUUCCUGUGGAUUGUGUCCUCUCGGAAUGGUCUCCUUGGUCAGCGUGCAGCGUCUCCUGUGGAGCUGGACAUAGUGAGAAGCGUCGCUUUGUGAUCCAGGAGGGACUCAACGGUGGAGCUGAGUGUCCUAAGAGGGUUGUGAAGAGGAAGCGCUGUCUGCGACCAGAUUGCUAAAGAGAUUAUUCUUCAUGAUUCACUUACAGUCAGAAAAUAAAUGGGAUCUCGAGGAUCUCUCUAAA